CUCUGUCAAUAAUUUCUUGAACACAAAUGACUGUUUAAAGAUUAAAUGUUUCCCUAAAAUUUAAAAGUUCCCUCAAAUAAUAUCGUUUCAAGAUCCGUGUACUAACUUUAAAUACAAGCUUAUUUUUACCCUUUUAUCGCCAUCUUCACUUGUUUGAUUUUGCCAAGCAAAAACUUGCUGGAGAGUUUUUUUUUGUGUUUCACCAUUUUACACAUACCUAUUGAUUUAUCACGACAAGCUUUUACCGCAGUAAAGCAUAUCAGGAUCGAACACAAAACAAACCACCACUCUUAUCCUCCCCGGUUGGUGGACAAAUGAUUUUUCGAACGAAUGAAUUCCGCUCAACACCUUAAGUCAAUGUAUUGCACUCCGACAAAAAAACAAACCCCUCCUCUGCACACUAUUUCAAUCUUCCAAUAGCAAAAGCUAAAUAGAAGCAGACUAGCCAACUGCCCGUGUAACAGAGCAACGUCGCAAGAUCAGAAGGUGUGUUGUGCCUUUUUCCCUCACACCCAUGUGUCUGGCACUGGUUGUUCGGAAAACAAGCCGACCACAGCAAAAAAAACACGCUCGGGAAAUUCGCUACACCAAGAACACACAAUCAAACACACACAUCCAUACAUACCCGCUGUGUGUGAGUACGGGAUUAAAAAACAAGCACCUAAAGAUGUGGAACUGGCAGCAUAAAAAAGAACGCUAGAGAGAAAAAAAUAAAUAUACGCCGGCCCGCGCGCCGCACACACAUAAAAAUGGCAUCAUUUAAUCAUUCCUUAUCGCGUGUGUCCCCCCGGUCGUGUCCCCGACGGUGGAGGCUGCACCAGCGGAAGGAAAACCAAACGGUUUGCUGUGGAAAGCGAAAGAAGCAAAGGGAUGGAGAAAAUUGUACUCCCGGGACCGGAGCUUAAGGCCGCGGAAGCGCGUCGAACCGUGGGAGCAGGUCAAAGAGAAAAGGAGAGUGAGAGAGAGAUUUUUAAAAAAUCGCUCACACAUACACACACACAGAGCACAGAGUCCCAGCCUGUGGGGAGCACGUGCUGCAGAUUCGGUGCUGCAAAACCGACGCCAGUGCGAUAAGCAUUACCGGUGUGCGCUUUUUUCUCCGCGCCGCGCUUUCCCGCGUCACAUUCACGCACGCACGCCGAAGAAAAGGCCGCGGAAAUGUCCACUUUAAAGCAGCGCACCGGUUUGCACGGAACACAGCCGGGAAGCUGAGGGGCCAACUAUACUUCAACUAUUAUUUAAUCUACUUCUCGGCAGCGUGCUCUACCUGGGCACAGGGGUCCUCCCGUAGACGCUUGCAGCACCGGAAGGAACUGAGGUAAAAUGGUUCGGAUGCAGGAAAACUUACCGAAAAUGGUUGGGGGAGUUGCUUGGCCAAAAAAAAGACGAAAAAAUCGUGCGCUGAAAAACGGGUACGAUAAGAAACUGUUAUAUAUAUAGAGUACUUUACUCUUUUUUUCUUAUUCCUUCGUUUCGCUUUCAUUCAUACCCAUCCCCCACACUUCCAAACACUGCGCAGCGGUUCAUCAUACAAAAGGGGGGAAAAGGAUAACUUAAUCCGCUGGCCAGAGACGCUUGCUUCGGUUGGGAGAUAGUGGCGGCACGAAGCAAUGGCGGUCAGCAAGACGACCGUUUCAGGUGCAAAUGUCACCUUUCUGCACUGCUCCUAUCGUUGCGUUUAGUGUUUUUGGAAAAAAAGUUCAACAUUUUUGUCACAGCACAAGUCAAAAGGAGCAGGUUUGCGCAAAAGCGAUAAGAAAUUCUUUUGACAUAAACUACCGAGAGUCGCUAACAUUUUACGUAUAAAAUAAAUCUGAUCAACUAUAUAACAAUUACAUAACCAUGUGCGAUUGAAAAUAAUGUUUUUGCACAAAUCACGAAAAGAUAAAAAAUAGUAAAAUUUAAAUUACGUAGCCAACUAGCUGAAAAUUCUUGUACGAAGCUUGCAUUACCAGCCACCAGAUGCGCUAAAAUGGCUCAACAUUACACUAACGAGUAAGCUUCGUGUACCCCGGCCUUAAUCUCUGAUACCCAUCGCUAGCGCUUACUAGCGACAUCUAUUGUUGGGUGUCAGGUUUAAUGAUCGCGAAUAUGACAUUUUUUAGACGCAAAUUGCAGAUUAUUGAGGCGCUGUUACUGAAAUGUGCAGUGAAGUAGGAUUGUUCUUUUAAAAAACUUUGCGUUUUUUUUUUCAAAAUUUCAAAAUCCGAAACUAUACAUGCAAAAUGUUUCAAUUCAUACCUACAUAAAGCCAACGAAUAAAUGUGUAACCGAUUAGAAACCAUUUGCUAGAAGAAAACACCAACAACUCUGCAACCAUUUGGCUAAACGAUUCCUUCGGCCACUGAUAUCCACUUUAAACUGUAACCCGCCACCCGCGCAGAACGUUAAAAUCGCCAUCAAACUCCUAAUCGAAUCACCAGCACACCAUCUCUCUCGGCCAAACGGUACACGACGGAUGCUGCUGCAUGCCGCACGAUAAGAAGGCACCGUAAGAAACUGACGACCGAAGCAUUCAUUGUACGUCCGUAAACGAAUCGGCUCAUCGGAUGGUGCAGUUGCAGGCAAGCAGGGUGGAUGAAUUUUCUUAACACUCCUCUCAUCACCUCCUGUCCUGCUUCCAACCAGCAGUCGAAUGCAAGUUUGCAUUUCCCGGCACAGCGCCGUAAAGCUUCAUGGCGCAACACAAAUGUGCUACAAAAUGGUGACACCGAUAAGGGUUGAAAGUUUUCCUCUAUAAAAAUAGCAUUCCUUAUCGCUUUUCACUUUUUGGCACGGCUUGCCAGGUUGCUACUUGAGCGUCUUUGCACUCCUGCGUCCUGUGCUACAAAGGGCUGUUUCCUUGUUGUUUUUUUUUUUUUGCGCCCAGACACACGGAAAAAAGUAAACAAGUUUUAAGCAUUAUUUUUUUCCUGCAAAUGUGUGCAAAUGCCCGAAAACUGACAUAAUCGCGCUUAGGAUGUAUUUAAGUUUAGACAGUUUGCUCGAAAAUGUUAUCGUACUUAAAGAUCAAAAUAACAUGAUAACAUAGUGGUUAUAGUAUCUUGUUUAUCUGAUUUGUAUCGCCUAAUGUAGUCACUCUAGCCCUUAAACCCUUUUGUUCCCUCAUAAAAGGCUCACUCCCUUCAGUUGCAACACCAGCAACUGUACAGAUACCCACUUCAGAAACAAAAAGAAGACACAACAACAAAAAAUGAUAUCUAUUGCAAGAACUCACUUAAAUCAAGCUCAUAAUUAAUUCUCAUUCCAACAUUCGCGCACGAUCCCCCAGUCUUACCACUACAAUGCUCGUAACGCUUACGCACGUAACGCUUACGCAGGUGUGAGUGUUCCAGAGAGAGCGCAGACAACCCGCGCGAAGCGGUUAGGGUUUAGCGUUUGCGCAUCCAUUCAUGGUCAGUUAUUUGUGGGAACGGUAUUAGAGCUGCACGGGCAGGCACAUCAAUUGAACUUCCUCCGGUGUCUGAUUAAUGCGAGUCUGAGGCUGAUUAGUACGGUGUGAGCUGUCGAUCGACGUAGUCUAGUGUGUGAGCUUUACUUGCAGUGUGAAACAGAUCGUGGUGCCGAAGGAAUAUCAGACCGGAACUAACAUCCGUACACCAAGCUUCACGAUGCCGGAGCAUUCCAAAACCGGAAACUGCAGCCAGAUACCAAAGGAUAAGAAACACGAGACAGCCCCACCUUCGCGUCAGGCUAGCGAGAAGAAGCAAAAAUCGCAUAACCAUUCAAAUCAUGCCUCGCCGCAAGAAACCAACACUUCAUCACGCACAUCUUCAUCGUACACUAAACACACGCGAGGCAGCAAUAGCAGUCACGAUAUGAAAUUGCGUGCAUUGAAAAAAGUGAUCUGUAACAAAUGUGGCAAAGACAUACACGAAAAAUUCCAAAUAAUUCACACGAAAAAUUGCCAGCGUAAACGGGAAUCGAACAACAAGUAACCACAUGUUGACGUGUAGUAAAUAAAUAAAUUAUUUUAUGAAAAAAAAAACCCAAAGAACCAUUUGCAUGUUUUAUUUAACAUUUACAUAAAUUGCUCGAGUUGUUUAUGUAAAAACCUUCACAAAUCGGUAUGUCUGGUAAAUCCGUAUAAUCGGUAUCCGGUAUAGUAUUGAAACUACGUUCUACAAAAUGAAACAUUGGCUAGCCGUCAUCAUCGGGCAUCGUCGUAGCCUUCAACUCAGACCCAGCCACGAUGUACCACACACUAUCAAAUGAGACUCAACGUGCGCCACCGAGGAAGCUGCCGUUUUCCUGUUCUUAUUCUUACAUUAUCGCACCCACCUCGCCUGGGUGCUGCUGCAUUCUUUUCAUUGCCACGUGUCAUUGCAGGCUGUGAGACACGGCCAGUUUUUUUCUCUACUGUGCGUUUGUACGUGAAUGUGUUAAGAUUUUGUAUUUCAUUUCAUUUAACCUUCUUACGCUUAUGAUUCCAAAACGAAACUGAAACGUCUAAAAAGCUGCAUACCUAUAGUUAUUAUUAGAUUAGAUUAAAUUGAUUCCGUGCGAUUCACUCGAAUGUCAAAGGGUUCUUCUUCUUUGGCUCAACAACAGAUGUCGGUCAAGGCCUGCCUGUACCACUUAUGGGCUUGGCAUUUAGUGACUAAUUGAUUCCCCCCAUAGCAGGAUAGUCAGUCCUACGUAUUGCGGCGUGGUCUACUUGGGGAUUGAACCCAUGACGGGCAUGUUGUUAAGACGUACGAGUUGACGACUGUACUACGAGACCGGCUCGUCAAAGGGUUAGACUGUGUCUUACAAACAGCGUCAUGAAAUGUCAAAGGAACACUGAAAUCUUUUCUUCCGAAUCCACGUGUACAACAUUUAAUAUUUCAAUUACUGUCACACACCGUGGAAAGAUCAACACACGUGUUUUUUUAUUGAUAAGUAAUGGCAUCAAAUACAAUUAAACGAUAGAAUAACAUUUAACAUUUAUUGCUAAGCUAUACUAAAUGUCGUGUGGAGCACCCGAAAGAGGGUACGUCCCUCGAUUCACUGGACAACACACUUUUCCCCCCUCAUUGACGAGCCAUCAUCCGUGGCGCUGGGCGUCAGUGGUCAGUGUAUCAUAAUUUCACAAUUAUCAAUCGUUUUUUGACCACCAACUUAGCGUUUUAACCCGCUGCACUUAACAAAGAAAAUCAAUCAAACCGGCAAGGGUCUCGCCGCAUCGACAUGUUCACAUAAGCAAAUCGCACCAACACUAACAACCGUGGCUUUGCGCAACCGAAACUGUGUUUGUGGUCGGACUUUUACAGGACCGUGCGCGCAUGUGUCAUAGUGUGCGUGUGCGGCUCAAAUAUGACAGCUUCGCGCGACACCGGUUCGUAGGAGCUCGCGCAGCAGCCAGCCAUCAGAUAAAGGCAAGAUCCCGAAGCGAUAGCAUCGGAAAAGGCAAGACUCUACCUCAUAAAACAACUUUGGAGAAAAGUCAUAGCAAGAUGGAACACGCUCAAGCGAACAAGCUACAAAGCAUCAUUGAAAAGAAACGUGCAGUGGUAUCUUGCAACACGCCUCAAGUAAUAUCGCCUAAAAAGAAGGAAACUAUUUUUCUGUCAAUGCACGAAGCAAACCCCUUGGAGAUAUCGAUAGACGAAGAGUUUAAGAUGACUGUACUCGGACGUGACGCGUCUCCAGCAGUUGAUGAACACGUACAGACUGUGUCUACAGGACCAAGGGUUAAGGCACAGCAGUGCGCUUUUUCAUCAAGACACUCUUCCGAAAUGGGUGGUUAUAUAGCAGAACCAACCAGCAAUGUAAGUUGUACAGGCCUUACAACUGAAGCAAAAUUGUACGAUAAUGAUUUCCAGAAUAAUAUCUUUAUUACUGAUUCAAUCGUAAACGACGCAAAUUGCUUGGGUUUACAUAACAAUAUUCAUAGUACUUCAAAAGUACCAGCAGAGAGCACUUCUGUGCCGAGCAAUAUUGAUAAUGCUCCAAAGGUGUCAACAACAACCCACCCAAGCACUGAUGCAACAAACGAUUCUUAUGUCGGUAUUGGUUCAUUUAAUGUAAAGAACUCAGACUGCACUAGGGUAGAGUCGAAUACUGAUUCGUACAUUCAAGCUACACCAUGUUAUCCAACUGAUAUUGCAGUGGUGCGCCAGCAACCGACCAAUGUAUUAAACAAUUGUUCAGCAUAUGCUAGCGAUACCGAAGAUAAUUUUUUCUCCAACCUAUCAACACAAGCACAAGAUAAUGUACAAAAUGAAUUGGGUUCUGGAGACGACAGGGCGUUCAGCACUAUCUCGAAUGAUAUUGUAUUUUCUUCCCAGAGCAACGACGACAGUUACUAUCCAAAAUCAAUAGAAUAUGAUUCUUCGGAUUCCAUAAGCACUGAUGCUGAGAAAAGUGAUAGCAAUGUAGGGCAGCGCACAAUAGGCACGGAGGGCUUUCAAAUAAAUAUAAAUUUGGAUUUAAUUGCUACAGAAACUUGUUUGCGGUGGAUCAAUUCUGACAAGGAAAAUACUCGACAAAAGCUAAAUCUCAUGCAAUGUGGUACCGAAAUUCUGAGCAAACGGUUCAAUUUGCAUCACAGUGAAUGUUCAAAGCUGUCUCUUUUAUCAUCAAUAAAACAAAUCGGUAACAUAAAUCAGGAUAGUCAGGAUAGAUCAUCAUCAUCAGAUCAAAUUAGAAUGAACCCCCUUUCUGAUGGAGCCAGUAGUCCAAACAUAAGUAGAACUUCGACAACACCAAUCGAUCAAGAUCAAUAUAUUCAAUCUUGCACACAAACAUUAGAGAAAAACAAACUAAAUAUAGAUAUCAUUUCUACCAUAACAUGUUUGAGGUGGAACACCAUUAACGCAAAUUCUACUCCGCUACAACAAACUCAAGCAAGAUUGGCCAGAACAGUAUUAAAAAAACGUUUCAGGUUGACCGACAGUCAGGCAUUUAAUUUAACGAUAGCUAACUUUAAACAGCUGGUUGAUAACAAAGCUUCAGCUUCUGAUAGGAAUGACAAAUUAUCCUUAGGCAAAGCAAUGCUACCGCAAAUGACGAAACAAAAAUCGAUCACAGAUGGGCUCAGUGUAGAAAUAGGCCAGUCCGCUGGGAAAAGAAAAACAAACUCAAUGAAAACCAGAAUAUUGAAGCGGCGUAAAUCAGUUUCUUUUGUAGACUACACUGUCGCUAGUUCUGAUGAAAACGAUGAGGUUCUUAAGGAAGUGGAUAAUGAAAGUAGAUCAGCGCGAAAACGUAUAUCUGAACUGCAACAGGAUCCUGAUUGGCGCCCAUCUCAUCGGCAUAAGAUCCUGAUUGGCGCGGCAAAGGAUUCUGAUAGCUCAGAUGAAACUAGAUCAGACGAUUUAAGUUUUGAGCAUGACCAACAUGUGCCAAACUAUCAAGGAAGAACAACGGUAGAGUCAUCACCUUCUAGCUCUGAUAAUGACGAUCUUGACGUAGCAAAUAGUAAUAAUGGUGAUUCAACGACCUUUCCAAUUCGUUUGUUUGAAGAUGACGCAUUACUUAGCCAAAAUAUGGACCUGGAUGCGAAAACAAACCCAAGUAAACCUACUGUUGCAUCUGCUAUGUUCACCAAACAAGAAAAUUUUACCCGCGAUCAGGUAGAUGAUGAGGAAACAAUUAAUCAAACAGAGAAAAGUACACUAGCGACAAAAAAAGUCCGUAAACCAAAGUAUGACUGUCCCGAGGCUGACUUUGACACACCUUCUUCUUCUUCCAUCGAAACUGAUAUGUCGAUAUGUCAGGACGUUAAUGCAAAUGCCAACUAUUCAAAUCAAUUUCCUACACAAGAGGAUACAGAGAGCCAACAACCAGUUUGUUCAACACUAUCUGCUUCACCUGCAUUAUCAAAUACGAAUCAGAAUUAUACAAAACCACAACUAGAUUCAUUGUAUGUUGCUUCAUUUGACGAUACCCUUGACGUUAAUGCUACUCAAAAUGCUACUAACAACAUAGAAUCUCAACAUACUUUAGAUGUGGACAGUAGUACACAUGCCCCGGCAUUAUGUGAAGAUGAUUUGGGCACUACAUCUUGUGAGCGAAAAGAUUCGGGUAAUUUUAACGAUCAUUGUCAAGCACAAAACCGUGAUCCAAACCAGACAAUUAGAAGAACUUUUUGCACUGUUGCUGUUGAUCAUCCAUACGCACACAUUGAUACUUUAUCGAAAAUGGAUACGCAGCAAUCCCAACUGCCUGCUUUGAAAGCUGUGUCUAGCACAGCAAACAAAAAUGAAUGUGUUAAAAAAGGAGCCGCAGAAACUACAACCGGAAACAUCAGUGUCGUACUGUCGGAAUCAAAAAAUAAGAAGCCCAAUAAUUCUCAUUUUGUAAAUAAACAUAUGAUCUACACAGAUUCUGUGAGCAAACCGACGAUAGAGUCAGAGCUAUUGACAACUGCGAAUCUUACAACAACUGAUAACUCCAUCACUUCCGCUCAAGACAACGAAUUAGGAGUUGCGCAAGCGAAGAAAAGAUAUCGUAUAAAGCACACGGAACGAAAGCAAAACCUAGAAACUAGCAAACUUAUUCCGACAAGCUCACCAACGAUGCCGCCUAAAAUUAACAUUAAACCCCAAAACAAAAAUAUACCCAGUAUACCCAACCGCCCAGUUUCAUCUAUAAAUUUCUUACUUUGUGAAAACGUGACUUCUAAUGAAAGAAUGAAUAUGCCGUAUAAAAGAAUGCCUCGUUUGAAGUACACGGCGUGUAAAAUCACAGGCGCAAAGGAUCCGACUUCAUCUGCAACCAACGACACGCUAGCUUCUGGUGACAGUUUGUCAGAUUUUGUUAUUCAUGAAAAACUUACUAAAAACAAUCCUGCCAUUAAUAGUGUCAUUACCACACAAAACGCUGACGUAAGCAUGGAAGGAAACGUGAAAACGAAAACACCAACAACACAACCGAUAGAUAACGUUUCAUUCGUGGUAAAGGGAAUCGAGGCAUCUAUUAAAACAAAUCUACCCCCCUCUAAAGAAAAUAUGUCUAAAAGUAGCGUACAAGUUGAUUCGCGAUGUACAGUAGCUGCUCCAAAAACUGCAGAAAUAUCUAGGUCUAUUGAUUCCUGCCAGUUAUUAACAUUGCAACCGAUAACGUGCGAAUCAAAUAAUGAACCGAACAAUUCGACGACCAAUGGUUUGACUCAAAUGUCAUCUCCUCCAGAGGAAAACUUAAAUGUAAAUAACUUGCACAGCCCGUCACUAGCUGAAGCAAACGUAAAAGAAAUACCAUGUAACAACACGCAACCAACAGCUUCAGAAAACAGACAACGUCACAUAUCCGUAUUGGUCACUGAUAAGUCUGAAGAUUUCCAUGCAGGUUCAAACCUUCUCUCAGACAAAAUUGCUAAUAAUAACCCACAAGAUGCUGAUCUAGACAAACAAAGAAACGAGUCUGAAAACAAUUCAAAUCCACAGCAACCCCAGGAAGAAAAUAUUAAGUCACAUACAAAUGCCAGAGAAAUUUAUGCAAAAGUAUGCACAAAAAGCCCGAAAUGCAUAUCUGUCUCUGGGAAAGACAUACAUGCAGAUUCAAUAGUAUGCACAGAAAAAAUAACCUGUAAUAGCACACAAAGUUCAAAACAUUCUCUUUCAAGUUUGCGUAACACCGAUCAAGAGAAAAAUCCGGGUCCUCGAUCUAUGAAAAGGAAGGCAAAUUCAGAACAAAAUAUUAUUGGUAAUGGUUCAAAAGUACCAACAGCGCUUGAUAAAAAUUUACUUACAAUUGUAGCCUGUCCUGAAAAUAUUUUACAUAGCUCACACGUAGGCCCUAAGUUACCCGUAACAUCUACUACGAAAUGUACUAGUAGAUGUAAACAAACUGGUCUCGCAUCACCGACGCUACCAUCAAUAUCAUCAGAAAGCAACCAAAAAAUUCUUUCCUCUGAUGACAUUUCAAUACAAAACCCUUCUCUUUCAAAAGAAGUAUUUAUUAACAGCGUGCAAACCCUGCAUGAAACAAACCCAAUAGUCGAAGAAAUGUCAAAGAACACUAAUGGGCAGAACAUAUCAGCUCAUGAAGAUUCUACAACUUCCUCUAGAAACUUUACAAGUAAUAGCUUCCAGUGCUCAGAAAAUACACUUCCGUAUAAGAAACGAAGGCUCAGCUUAAUGCUACAUCUCACACCUACUUCCUCGAAUACAUCGAUAGAGCAAGUUACAAGAUUUACGACAAAUUUAGCAUCUCCGAACAAUAUUUCAAGCAAAAGUUCAAGUCAAUCAGGUCCAAUCCAAACUACGGAAUCUGCAUUGAAUAUCGGUGGUGCAGUAAGAAAUAAUAUUAUAACUUCUUUUAGAAACACACAAACACAUCCUGAUACAAUACAUCCUGAUGAUGCAUUGCCAUUGAGCCACGCCAAAUUCAGCCCACUAACACGUCGACAAUCUCUUGAUAUUUACAGUCACAGUCAGUUUAUCCCAGAAAUACAAUCAAGACAACGGCAAUGUUCACACUUUCUUCCCCAAGUACUGUCUAAUAUAUCCAAUAACAACAACCAUUAUGAAACUACAGCUGAAAGUUCUUCUUUUGAUAGGGCGUUGAAAUUACAUCAAAACCCAACGAUUUUCUUAGAUCUACUUACUGUUCAAAACACACCUGAUCAACUACAGCUUGAUAUUAAUGAAUUUCAAAAUGCGCAAAGAGCAACAUCAACUCCACUCACCAAUUUAUCACGGACAACUUAUUCUACUCAAUCUUCAGAUCAAUCUAACACAGAUCAUUCUACAAGUUCUCGUCAACCACAACACUCAAACACGAAUACGAGUUCAAAGGCGAAUGUGGAAAGAAUCAAAGCCAAACGUAGGCGUGACAGAAAGCGUAAUCAAAGGAAUAUUGACACAUACGGUUCAAACACACAUCAAACAACAGAACGAUCUAAAAAACGAUCUGAUUAUGACAAUUUCCAUGUACGAGAUGAUCGAAUGAGAGAAACUCCAAAUAGUAUUCUUACACGUCGAAAAUCUGUAGCCACUUACACUCCAACUCAAUUUGCGCAGCAAUCAACGAUACGACAGAGAAGAAAUUCAGUCUACAAUUCCAAUGUACUGUCCAAUAUAUCCAACAACAAAAACCAUUAUAAAACUACAACUGCAAGUUCCUCUUCUGAUAGGGCUCCAAAAUCACAUCAAAACCCAAAACUUUGUUUAGAACCGCUUACUGUUCAAAACACACCAGAUCAACAACAGAGCGCGAAAGAUUCGCAAAGAGCAACAUCAACUCCACGCACCAACUCAUCAAGAACAUCUUAUUCUACUCAUUCUUCAGAUCAAUCUAUCACAGAUAGCUCUCAUGAUUCUUGUCAACCACAACGCUCAAACACACCUUCUGUGAAUCUGGAAAGAAGCAGGGCCAGACAUAGACAUGACAGAGAGCGUAAUCAAAGGAAUACUGACACAUACGAUCAAAACAGAACAGAACGAUCUAAAAAACGAUCUGAUUUUGACCAUUUCCGAGUAAGAGAUGAUCGAAUCAAAGAAACCCCAAAUAGUAUUCUAACACGUCGAAAAUCUGUAGCCACGUAUUACCCAACACAAUUGGAACUGUACAAUAUAUCCAUCAACAACUACGAUGAUAGAACUACAGUUACAAGUUCCACCUCUGAUAGGGCUCCAAAAUCACAUCAAAACCCAAAACUUUGUUUAGAACCGCUCAGUGUUCAAAACACACCAAAUCAACAACAGCGCGCGAAAGAUUCGCAAAGAGCAACAUCAACUCCACGCACCAAUUCAUCAAGGACAUCUUCUUAUUCUACUCAUUCUUCAGAUCAAUCUAUCACAGAAAGCUCUCAUGAUUCUUAUCAACCACAACGCUCAAACACAUCUUCUGUGAAUUUGGAAAGCAGCAGGACCAGACAUAGACAUGACAGAGAGCAUAAUCAAAGGAAUACUGACACAUAUAGUCAAAACAGAACAGAACGAUCUAAUGAUGACAACUUCCGUGUACGAGAUGAUCGAAUCAAAGAAACUCCUAAUAGUAUUCUAACACGUCGAAAAUCUAUAGCCACGUACACCCCAACACAAUUGGCACUGUUCAAUAUAUCAAUCAACAACCACCAUUAUAGAACAACAGCUACAAGUUCCACUUCUGAUAGGGUGCCGAAAUCACAUUUUCCUAAUUCUCGUCAACGACGACGCUCAAACACAUCUUCUGUGAAUAUGAGAAGAAGUAGGAAAAUGCGUGGUAAACGUGGUGGCAGAAAAGCAAACCGAAAGAGAUAAAAUUCAGUCUGCGAUUGCAAUGCAAUUAUAUUUAUCACACUACGUGUAUAAUAGGCAUUCGACAUCAAGCGUCACAACAGCUUCGGCUAAGUUUCCAAAUUUGUGUCCAGACGCAACCUUUCCCUCAGCUGCUCAACCAGCUCCCUAACAAUGACCCUAACAUGACACUAGAUGCACAAUAUUUCUCAUGGUAGCUCAACGUAAGACAAGACCUUUAACUGGUACAGAGCUCGCUAUCUUCAACCAUUCUCCUUAUAUCUCAAUUCCAACCUGGCUUUACCUUAGCAAAGGAUUGGCUAUCCGGCUGCGUUUCACUGAAUAAAGUCUUUAAAGCUUGUACAGACCGGCAGGUCCGCGUAUGACGUUUACGCCAAAUAGAAGAAGAUCUGUUUUCUCAGUUUUUGAUCCAGAAAAAUAAUAUCAUUUAUAUCAAACUAUAUUCUUACAUAUUAAAUACUGUUCCUCUGGAACUUGUCUCAUCCGUCGUUGGUAGCUCGAUCACUAAACAAGCAUUCAUUAUCAACUGUUACUUUAAAUACGUUUUUAUCUUGAAAAUCUUCUGUAUGCUUGAGGUGCAUUUACCUUACCUUGUAAAUAAAUGAAAUGUUACGCAACGGCGAUUCACAUAAUGUUAAUAGAAAUUCAUUUUUUAUAAGUUAAAAUGUCAAUUUAACAAACAACAACACAGACAGUGAGGGAUUGAUAGAGCCCUUUUUAGAAACACUUAGAAUUAAGCAAAAAUCUGUAUUAAUAAAUAGCAUUAUUUUGUACAGUCUAAAUUGUAUUCUUAUGUAACAGUAGAAACGAAACAACUAUGUACACAAUCGUAAGUAUCAAAAAUGAAACCUUAUCUUAAGCAUAUCAAAAUUCUUCUUCCUUUCAAAACGCUCUACUAAAUCGUUUCCGAAGAUGUUAGCUGACCAGCAUGGUUCGUUAGCAAUAUCUCCGCCUGGUGUUAGUAAAACCGAUUAUCUAAGCAUUAAAAUUCUAAUUAAAUUAUGGAUGCUAGCAUCCGCUUUAUCUCGGGCGUCCACCACUCCAUGGGCACCGUAGGACCCUGAUAACCUCCCUCCCUCCCGCUGUGUGGUUUAAGGUGUGGAAUGUAGUCUACCAACGAACAAAUGGGCUAGAAUUGAUCCUAUGUAAGGACAAAUAUCUCUGAAGCACCUCCCGACCUUCCAAACCUAUCUACUGA
This is a messenger RNA of Anopheles coluzzii, 13362 nucleotides long. RefSeq lists its product as uncharacterized. The transcript has 2 exons. Lineage: Eukaryota; Metazoa; Arthropoda; Insecta; Diptera; Culicidae. The record is from RefSeq and is a predicted model, not a curated record. The coding region runs from base 5265 to 12167 and encodes 2300 amino acids.